UUUUUUAAUCAAAUGAUUGUGAGUUUAAAUUUUACCAUGACUUUCACCUCACUCUAGCUUUCCUUUUCUAAAUAGAACUAAAGGAAGAGGUGUCCUUUAAACAGCUUUCACCAGAAGAAUAAUAACUCCUAUUCUGGUUUGUAACAAACAAGAGAUCAUGGAUUGUUAAAAACAGUUAGAUUCUUGAAAGAGAGACACUUGUUAGUGGGGUUGGUGGUGCAGAACUUUCAGAGUGAAAUCUAAGACUGAAUUGCCAGGUCUCUUUUUUCUAAUAAGGAGAUGGGUGUGGUUACAGUAGGUGAAUUGAAGCCAAGUAUAUCAGGGAAGAGAGCAUUUCGUCCAAGCUCAAGUAUAAGGCAUGCUACUGAAUGGCCAAUUUCUGAUGUUUCUAGUGAUCUUACAAUCGAAGUAGGAGCAUCGAACUUUGCACUUCACAAGUUUCCUCUAGUUUCUCGAAGUGGAAGAAUUCGUAAACUGUUGCUGGAAGCGAAAGAUUCAAAGAUCUCACGCAUAAAUAUCCCUGCUGUACCGGGUGGACCAGAGGGUUUCGAGCUUGCUGCAAAGUUCUGCUAUGGAAUAAAUUUCGAGAUUACACAAUCAAAUGUUGCUAUGUUAUGUUGCACAGCCCGUUUUCUGGAAAUGACAGAAGAUUUUGCAGAGAAGAACUUGGAAGCCCGGGCUGAAUCGUAUCUAAAGGAGAUGGUGCUUCCAAACAUAUCAAUUUCAAUUUCUGUUCUUCACCGAUGUGAAACUUUAUUGCCCAUCUCGGAAGAGAUCAAUCUGGUCAACAGGCUUAUCAAUGCGAUUGCAAACAAUGCAUGCAAAGAGCAACUGACCUCUGGCUUGUUAAAGCUUGACCACAACUACCCCGCAAAAACUAUGCCACUUAUGGAACCAGAAACACCAUCAGACUGGUGGGGAAAAUCACUCGCAAUGCUGAAUCUUGAUUUCUUCCAAAGAGUAUUAACCGCAGUUAAAUCAAAGGGUCUAAAACAGGAUAUGAUUAGCAAAAUUUUGAUAAAUUAUGCCCAUAAUUCUCUUCAAGGACUUGUUGUCAGGGACCCUCAUUUGGUUAAAGGAAGUCUCUUGGACUUGGAGUCGCAGAAGAAACAAAGAGUCAUCGUCGAGGCAAUAGUUAGUUUACUACCAACCCAAUCAAGAAAGUGUCCAGUUCCAAUGGUUUUUCUUUCAAGCUUAUUAAAAACUGCUAUAGCGUCAUCAGCAACUACUUCUUGCAGAUCUGAUUUGGAGAGGAGGAUUGGUCUUCAACUUGAUCAGGCAAUUCUUGAGGACAUCCUAAUACCAGCAAAUUCACAUGGAAACAACCACUGCGCCAUGUAUGAUACUGAUUCGGUCUUGAGGAUCUUCUCUAUCUUUCUAAACCUGGAUGAGGAUGAUGAUGAAGAUAACAACUUGCGGGAUGAGAGUGAGAUGGUUUAUGAUUUUGACAGUCCCGGUUCUCCUAAACAGAGCUCAAUUCUAAAGGUAUCAAAAUUACUGGACAAUUUUCUCGCAGAAGUUGCGCUAGACCCAAACUUACUGCCAUCAAAGUUUAUAGCACUGGCAGAACUACUUCCAGACCAUGCUCGUACAGUUAGCGAUGGACUGUACAGAGCUGUGGAUAUCUUCCUCAAAGUUCACCCAAACAUUAAAGAUUCAGAACGCUCCCGACUCUGCAAGACCAUCGAUUGCCAGAAAUUAUCUCAAGAAGCCUGCAGCCAUGCUGCACAAGAUGAAAGGUUGCCAGUACAGAUGGCAGUCCAAGUGCUAUACUUUGAACAGAUCAGGCUCCGAAAUGCAAUGAAUGGGGGACACAACCAGUUCUUCUUCGGUGCAUUAAACGGUCAAUUCCCUCAACGUUCAGGCAGUGGCGCAGGAAGUGGGGCCAUUUCUCCAAGAGAUAAUUAUGCAUCGGUUAGAAGAGAGAAUCGAGAGCUGAAGCUUGAAGUAGCAAGAAUGAGAAUGAGGAUGACCGACCUUGAAAAGGAUCAUGUGUCCAUGAAACAGGAGCUGGUAAGGUCUCAUCCUGCAAAUAAGUUCUUCAAAUCAUUCACCAAAAAAUUAAGCAAGCUUAACGCCAUGUUCCGAAUCAACGGACUCAAACCCAUAGGGGGGAAGGCUAAUUCAGAAACAAGGCUCUUAUUUCAGAAGAGAAGACGUCACUCGGUUUCAUGACUGUAGAUGCGUGCGAACAACUUCAAGUUAAAAAAAAAUAAAAUUGUACCGUAAAUAUAGUGUGAUUUCGUCUAAUAUCAUCUUGGUGGUUUUGGAGUGUUGAUGCUGAGUAGCCAUGUUUAGUGAGAUCGUCGGCUGCUUUUAACUUUUUGUUUGAUGGACACUCGAAGGCAGCAGCCGGAAGAUUUGUAUUCCAAGGUGAUGCCUGGAAAAUAUGUAAUGUAAUGCGUUUCAAGCAACUCUUUACUUCA
Messenger RNA from Populus nigra (black poplar), 2426 nucleotides. Its product is annotated as BTB/POZ domain-containing protein At1g03010-like. NCBI's taxonomy places the organism in Eukaryota, Viridiplantae, Streptophyta, Magnoliopsida, Malpighiales, Salicaceae. The transcript has 4 exons. The record is from RefSeq and is a predicted model, not a curated record. Gene Ontology annotation, molecular function: protein binding. The coding region runs from base 280 to 2175 and encodes 631 amino acids.